AUGGCCAUCAUAGAUGUCAACAAAGAUCUGGCUGCUCAGUUUGAGCAGCAGGCCCAGGCCACCCCUUCUGCCAUCGCGCUCGAGGAUGAGAGACGGACCUUGACAUAUGCAGAGCUCGACAGUGAGACGUGGCGUCUUGCUGACCUGCUGCGUCGCCACGGUGUCGGUCGCGACGACCUGGUGGGCGUUCUCAUGGGACGCAGCGCGGAUUAUGUCGUGGCCUGCCUCGCUGCUCUGCGUGCUGGAGGUGCAUUCUUGGUUCUGGAGCUGGCCUAUCCCUCUGCUCUCCUCCGCGACGUCAUAGAUGAUGCCAAGCCCGCCGUCGUCGUCACGCAAAAGGCCCAUGCAAACCACAUCAAGGCCGAUGUGCCUCUCAUCAUCAUCGACGACGAGGCUCAGAAGGCCGCCACCGAGAGACGCCUGCAGCGCGAGGAGGCGGCCGUCAGUCGCCCCCCCCUCCCCAGCGAGGACGAUCUCGAGAGGCUGGCAUUCGUGUCGUACUCCUCCGGCACCACAGGACAACCCAAGGGCAUCGCCAAUUCCCACAAGGCUGCCGUCCUCUCCUACAAUGCCAGAUUCGCCAUCAGCGAUCUCCAUCCCGGUGACCGUGUAGCCUGCAAUGUCUUCUUCGUCUGGGAGAUGCUGAGGCCCUUGCUUCGUGGAGCCACCGUCGUCGCCGUCCCCGACAGUGCUAGCUAUGACCCCAUUGCUCUCGUGGAUCUGCUCGGUGAAAAAUCAAUCACCGACACCUUGAUGACCCCUACGCUGUUGACCACUGUUCUCUCGCGCCAUCCCGACCUUGGAUCUAAGUUGCCUAGCCUCAAUAGCCUCUGGCUCAAUGGCGAGGUCGUCACCACCGACCUCUGUCGCCGUGCCUUCUCUGCCCUUCCGGAAACUCGCAUCUUCAAUGUUUACAGUGCCAGUGAGACGCAUGAAGUUGCUGCAGGUGAUCUGCGCGCCUUUGUAGACUCCAGCGACCGGGUCUGCCCCGUCGGCCCCCCCAUGGAUCCCGACCACGUAUACAUCCUCGACGAGGCCGGCAACCGUGUCGAGAACGGUGUCAGCGGCGAGCUCUACGUCGGCGGCGAUUUCCUGGCCAGGGGGUAUCUGAACCUACCCGAGACGACGGAAAAGGCCUUCCAGAUGGACCCAUUCACCAAGAGGAGAAACGCGCGCAUGUACAGGACCGGUGACCUUGCUCGCCUCCUGCCGUCUGGGCUUCUCGAGAUCACCGGCAGGGUAGGUGGGAUGAUCAAGACCAGAGGCUACACCGUUCAGCCAGCCGCUGUCGAGUCGGCCAUUGUGAAGCAUCUUGCUGUCCGGGACUGUGCCAUCGUCGCCCACGGCGAGGGGCUGGGUCGGCAGCUCGUUGCUUACAUCGUCCCAGACACCGCCGAUAUCCGUGGCCGCACUGUCCUCAUGGUUGACGAGGCUGGCUAUAGCCCUGUGGCGCGCCGUGCUCUCUCGGAUCAUCUCGCCCACUACAUGAUUCCUCCGCUGUGGGUUGAGCUUGACGAGCUUCCUACCCACGGCGUCUCGGGGAAGAUUGACCUCAAGGCUCUGCCUCCUCCACCGUCCCCCCGCUCUCCCAGGGCCAACGGAAAUGGGAAGCUGGAAAACAAUACCAAGAUCAAGAUGGAGACUGUCGUCAGGAGCUGGGCUGCCGCCCUCAACAUCCCCCACACCACAAUCACCCCCAAACACGACUUCUUCGAUCUCGGCGGACACUCGCUGAUCCUCGCCGAUCUUGCCAACCGCUACUCCCAGGCCUUUGGCUUCCCGGUGCCCUUGGCUCCCCUGGCUGGCACCCCCACUCUCGAGGGACACCUCGAGGCUAUCAGGGCCGCCCGCGACGGGCACACGGCAGCCGUCCAGGCCGAUCUUCCGGCCGUGCUCGAGAAGGACUGCGUGCUUCCGGCUGAGAUCCAGCCCGCUGAUGCCACUUUCCGCAAACUGGGCGAGGCCGACACGGUUCUCCUCACCGGCUCCACCGGCUACCUUGGUGCCUUCCUGCUCAAGUCGCUCAUCGAGAACACCUCGGCGCACAUUCUCUGCCUUGUGCGCUUCACCGAGCCGACGGAGGAUUGCCGCCCGGCUGGUAUGGCGCGGAUCCGCAAGAACCUGAUUGAUCUCGGGCUUUGGGACGACAGCAUCCUCGACCGCGUCGAGAUUGUUGCCGGUAACCUCGCCCGCAAGAGGCUUGGUCUGUCACCGGAGUCGUUUGACGAGCUGGCUGAGCGCGCUCAGGUCAUCAUCCAUGCCGCCGCCACCGUCAACCUUGUAUACCCCUACGCCGCCCUGCGCCGCCCCAACGUUGGGGGCACCCGGGAGAUCCUCCGCCUGGCCUCGCGUAAGGGUGCUACCGUCCACCACGUGUCGACUAACGGUGUGCUGCCUGCCUCGACCGAGGGCUGGGACGAGAACUCCAUGCUGGACAUUGCCGAUGUCCCGCACCGUCUGCUCGACGGAUACGGCCAGACCAAGUGGGUGGCGGAAAAGCUGGUCCUGGAAGCCGGACGGAGAGGUCUGCCCGUCCGCGUGUACCGUCCGGGAACCAUCAGCGGACACAGCGUGACCGGCGCGACCAACACGUACGACUUGCUCAACGCCCUUAUCGUCGAGUCGCUCCACCUUGGCGUCGCGCCCAGCGUCGACGGCUGGUUCACCGAGAUGACGCCCGUCGAUUUUGUGUGCCAGGGCAUCACCACGCUGUGCAACCACCGGGACGGCUCUGGCGGCGUCGUCUACCACCUCGGUGACCCCGCUCCGCUGAGUGCCGACGCCCUUUUCGACGCCCUAGGCGAGCUCGGAUACCCGACCAGACGAGUUCCCUGGGACGAGUGGGUCGAGACUUGGCGUGAGAGAAGAGGCUCUGGCAUCGGAGGCGACGAGCCCUUUACGGUAGACAUUCUCAAGGGUGGUAUGCCGACUGCCGAAGGUCUCAAGUCCGUCAUCGUCCUCAAGGAUACGGCCACCCAGGCCGCCCUGGAUCUUCACGGUGUCGAGCGGAUCAAUAUUGAUAGGAAGCUUCUCGAGGUAUACACGAGGCACUUUUACUCCCGUGGCUGGCUUCCGAGGCCACCUACCAAGCAGACUGUCGACUGCACGGCCAAGCCGCCUGUCAGCAAGGGCCGCCUCGCCGGUCGCGUGGCGGUCAUCACCGGAGCAUCAUCCGGUAUCGGCGCCGCAGUAGCUGCCGGCCUCUGCCGAGAGGGUGCGCAUGUCGCCAUUGGAGCGCGACGCCUGGACGCCCUCGAAGGCGUACGCGCCAAGCUGUCGGCCUACCCCGGCAAGGUUCUCGUGCACCGGACGGACGUGACGGACAGGGAGCAAGUGCACUCGCUGGUCAAGGCCGCCUCGGAGCAGCUCGGCCCGGUCGACAUACUCGUCAGCUGCGCCGGCGUCAUGUACUUUACCAUGAUGGCCAACUGCUACACCGAAGAGUGGGAGCGCACCGUCGACGUCAACUGCAAAGGUCUCCUGCACUGUCUGUCGGCCUCUGUCCCGGGUAUGCUCGCGCGCGGGGGCGGCCACAUCGUCGCCAUCUCGUCAGACGCCGGACGCAAGGUGUUCCCGGGCUUGGGCGUGUACUCUGCGAGCAAGUUCUUCGUCGAGGCGACGCUGCAGAGCUUGCGUCUCGAGACGGCGGGGACCGGCAUGCGGGUGACGGCGGUGCAGCCGGGCAACACGCAGACGGAUCUGCUCAGCAUGUCGUCUGAUGCCGAGGCUGUCAAGAAGUAUGGCGAGGCGUCGGGGGCGCAGAUUCUGUCACCCGAGGACGUGGCGUCGGCCAUUGUGUAUGCCGUGUGCCAGCCUGCUCACGUGUCGGUGAAUGAGGUGCUGAUUGAACCGCGGGAUGAACCUAUUUGA
Geosmithia morbida is the source of this 3870-nucleotide messenger RNA. Its product is annotated as Acyl-CoA synthetase (AMP-forming)/AMP-acid ligase II. Bases 1 to 3870 code for a protein of 1289 amino acids. The transcript has a single exon. The record is from RefSeq and is a predicted model, not a curated record. Lineage: Eukaryota; Fungi; Ascomycota; Sordariomycetes; Hypocreales; Bionectriaceae.